Molecule: messenger RNA, 2196 nt
Organism: Pseudoliparis swirei
Lineage: Eukaryota; Metazoa; Chordata; Actinopteri; Perciformes; Liparidae
Exons: 11
Coding region: 268-2196 (642 amino acids)
Biological process (GO): T cell costimulation; immune response; negative regulation of T cell proliferation
Cellular component (GO): external side of plasma membrane
Source: RefSeq, a predicted model, not a curated record
UCUCUAGAUGAAACCUGUUCAUCCAGUCAGGCUGAGAGGAGAGGCAAUACGCUCCCCUCCCCCUCCUUCUCCUUCUCCUUCGUCUCUUCCUCUCCUCCUCUUCCUCUCCUCCUCGUGAGUGCGGAGGUGUCCUCAGCGUUCCCUCUCAGUCUCCGUGUGACUCAGCUGCUGGAGCCUCUAGAUCCAAGAGGAGGAACGCCAUCCGGAACACAGCCAGGCUCUGGUGGGGGGUCAGGGGGAACCGGCAGACCGGACCGGAGGGAGACCAUGGCCGCCGUGCAGACCUGGGCCUGCGUCCUGCUCUGGGUCAGCCUCGCCACGCAGGACGGGACGCCAGACGUCGAGGUGACCUGCAUCGUCUCGGAGGAGUGCUUGCUGCCCUGCAGCUUCCAGCCGGGCAGCAAGGAGACCAUCGAGUGGUUCAGACAGGAAGUGAUGGUGUACAAGUUCGAGCGGAAAGAUGGCGGCGGCGCCACCAGUGACAGCAGCGAAGAGGAGGAGGAGGAGGAGGAGGAGGAGGAGGAGGAGGCGCCCUCCGUCACCCGACAGUGGAUUUCGCGUGGGAACGCCACGCUGCACCUCAGGAGCAGCAGCCUGAAGGACCGAGGCACCUACAGGUGUCACGCGCUCACCGCGGAGGUCGAACACAACGCCAAGGUCAUCGUGAAGGUCGCAGCACCCAUCCGAGGCCUGUCCCUGGAGCUGUCCCGGCUGAGCGGCUACGAGGAGAUGAAGUGCACGGCCCAGGGCGUCUACCCGGCGCCGCGGGUCACCUGGGCCACCGAGCCGCCGACCUUCGUGGCCCUGCGGCCCGUCACGCGCAUGAUGGCCGACAAGCAGGGCCUGUACAGCGUGGACAGCCGGCUCAAGACGCUGAGCGGGCAACCUGACCUCGUCUACAUCUGCAAGGUCACGACCUCCUACGGGGGUCCGGCCUGGACCUCCUCGCUCAGGGAGAGAGGGGGGCGGAGCUCGGCGGAGGAGCCCUCGUCCUAUUGGUGGACGGCGGGGCUGGUGGCGGGGCUGGUGGUGGGCCUACUGGCGCUCGCCGUGGUCGGCCUGCUGGUCUACCUGAAGCUGAAAGGAGGCGCCGCGAAGCCCAGGACCGACCCCGAGGAGGCGACGGAGCUGCACCGGGUCAAAGACUCCACGGCCGACAGCCGCCUGCUGGCGGCGGGUGUUGAGCGUCGGGCCUCAGGCGUCUCUCACUGGCGGAUGUCUCUGUGGGACAGCGUCGCGUUCUUAGGGUUCCUGACCGUCGUCAGGACGACCAACGGAGCAGAUGCUGUGGCCUGUGUCCUGGGGGGCAGCUGCAUCUUACCGUGCAGCUUCCCGCCCGGAGGGGAAGAGCUUCUGCACUGGAUCCAGCAGGUGGAACCGGAACGCAAGGUCCACUCCUUCUACCGCGGCCAGAACCAGCUGGAGCUGCAGGACCGGGCCUUCAGAGGCCGGACCUCGCUGGUCAGGGACCAGAUCUCCGGGACAGGAACCGCCUCGCUGCGGCUGACCGGGGUGCAGGUUCAGGACCAGGGCCGGUUCAAGUGCUACACCAGCACCAGCACCGGCACCAAGGAGUCCUUCUACCAGCUGAACGUGUACGCUCCGGUGCGUAAAGUCGACAUGCAGCAGCUGGAGGACAGGAUCACCUGCAGCUCCCAGGGGGUCUACCCUGAACCUACGCUCACAUGGACCACCAAGCCUCGGUCCAACGAGACCCUCCAGAACCGAACCAGCGUCCAGCGGACUGAGCAGCAGUUCUACAGCAUCAACAGCUCUCUGGAGGAUCCAGAUCCUGGUCUGGACUACAGCUGCACCGUCAGCACUGCACUGAGCCACAGGACAGCCACGUGGUUCCGACCCACCUCCAUCAACGGCUCACACACUGAAGCCACCAUCGCCUGCAGGUCCUCCGACAGGCCUCCAACGGGCCUCACCUGGAGGUUCAACCACAGUCAGAUCAUCCUGAACCGGACCGGCACCGUCGUCACGGUCUCAGAGGCCUGGAGGCCGCAUGUGAAGAACGGUUCUGAGCCCAAGAACCUCACGCUGGAGGCCUUGUCUCCACGGCAGGAGGGGCUCUACAGCUGUGAGCUCCACGAUGCUGAGGAGAGCUUCACGAGCAGCUUCUCUCUGAAGCUGGAGGCUGCAGGUCAGCAGCAUGACGUCAUCGUAGAGAUUAUAGAUUAUAGAUUAUAG